Messenger RNA from Danio rerio (zebrafish), 1279 nucleotides. It is a transcript of the gene hykk.2, whose product is annotated as hydroxylysine kinase, tandem duplicate 2. Gene Ontology annotation, cellular component: cytoplasm. Gene Ontology annotation, molecular function: hydroxylysine kinase activity. Lineage: Eukaryota; Metazoa; Chordata; Actinopteri; Cypriniformes; Danionidae. The record is from RefSeq and is marked validated.
AGCUACAGCAGUCGCUGCAAAGCUCCAUGUCACUGACUGGUUUAGCAACAUUCCUCAGCAGCCAUGUCCACAAAAGAAUCAAAGCCAAAUCUCAGCCAUUCGCAGGUUACACACGUCGUUAAGCGUCUCUAUGGGUUGACCGCAUCUGUCGUUCGGCCGUUGCCCAGUUAUGAUGAUCAAAACUUCUACGUGGCACCCAGCGAGGGUGGGGAAUUUGUUUUAAAAGUCAUGAACUCUGCAGACAGCGAGAACGUCGCUGUUAUUGAGCUGCAGACUCAAUCUAUGAACUUUCUACACCAAAGAGGCCUUCCUGCGCAGACCGCUUUACCCACACUGACUGGACAACUGAUGAGCUUGGAGGAAUUUGAUUGUGGAUUUGGCACACAGACAUAUUUGAUCCGCUUGCUUACAUACCUGCCUGGCACUACCAUAGCCAAAAUCACCUGCAGUCCUCAAAUCUUGUAUGAUGUUGGGAAAAUGGCCGCCACAUUGGAUACAGUUUUACUGCAAAUGGAGCAUCCAAACACAAGUGUCCUUCAGAGAGAACGUUUCAUAUGGAAACUCACCAGCAUUCCACUCCUAAACCAGUAUGUUCAUGUGAUGGAUGGGGAUCCCGUGCAGAAGAUCGUGAAAGGCGUUGUAGAGAAGUACCAGGUCCAGGUCAUGCCAAAACUACCACUGUUUCGCGAGUGUAUCAACCACGGAGAUUUCAAUGACCACAACCUCAUAGUGAAACCUGACGGACCCUCAAAAUACAAGAUCUCUGGCAUUCUUGAUUUUGCAGACAUGAGCUGUGGGUAUUUCAUUUUCGAGCUGGCCAUCACCAUCAUGUACAUGAUGAUUGAGAGUCCCACUCCGCUAGAUGUUGGAGGGCCGGUGGUGGCGGGAUGGGAAAGUGUUUUCCCACUCAAUGAGGCAGAAAGAGACUCGCUCUACUGGCUGGUCAUGUGUCGGUUCUGCCAGUCUCUGGUUCUGGCCCGUUAUACUGUGAUCCAGCAGCCGGAGAAUGAGGAGUAUUUGAUGAUCACCUCCAGGAAAGGUCUGAGGCACCUCAGCCGUCUUUGGGAGCUGGGUAAAGAUGAAGUGGAAAGAAGAUGGUUUCAGAGUGCACAGCAGUUCAGACAAAUUUGACUGAACACUAAAGCUUUUAAAAUAUACAUGAGGGAUGCAGUAAUGCAGGUUGCUCAAGGUUCGGUUGGUAUCACGGUUUUAGGGUCACGGGUUUGGUAUGGUUCGAUAUAUCAUUCAUUCAGCCUCCUUUGACUUAGUCCCUUAUUUA